AAACUGCCCCUCCCUUUUUCUCCCCCAAAUGACUAUAUGAUUUAUCAGGAUACAGGAGCUGCUCUCAGGGUCACGUGUGCAAGCUCGGGAGGCAAUUCCCUGGGUAGCCGGUCAAGGGGGUGGGCACCGGGGCAGGCAUCUCUCCCCGAUGACUGAGAGGGGCUCCUUGCACAGCCCCUCCCGAGAGCUUGCCGUUCCCCGUCUCCCCACCUGCCUUUCCAUCCGCCUCCCCUGCACAGCCGCUGCUCUCAGCUUUCUAGAAGUUCCAGGUCCUUCAGUGGCUGGCCUCGUGUAUCUGCAGGGACUCCCUCUGGAUUUGGCCUCUGAGGUCCCUGUCAGCUGGCCGGAGGAACAGUGGAGGUGGCGUAGGGCAUUAUCCUGGCCACUUCCAGGCCAAGGCUCCUUCUAGAAUAGUGCUCAAUCCUGGGUGCCAGCCUUGGUGAGCCUGUCGUCUUCCUUUCCUCCUUCUAGAACAGUGCUCGACCCUGAGUGCCAGCCUGGGUGAGCCUGUCAUCUUCCUUUCCUCCUCUGGCUUACGCCUUUGGCAGGACGGCUUUUGGGCUUGAGGCCAGCAAUUCAGCAGGGUGGGCUCUGUGCCUGCUCUCGCCUCUCUUGGGGUCGGCCUGUUGGCCCAGCACUCUGCCAGGUUUGCGGCCUUUCCUAACCGACAUUGAUAACGUGGGUCUGCCUCCCAUGCCAUCUUGCAGUCAGUCAUCAGCAGAGGAGGCCCGAGCAGGAGGAGACAUGCACUCUGCCUGCAGUCGGCAGCAUGUCUUGCCCAACUUUUAUCUGGGGGGCUUUGAAGAGCCAGCCGGCACAGAGGCGGGGUGGCGACGCCGCAUCUGGAAAAUGCAUCAGUGUCGCUCUCGUUUAUUUUCCUCUCCUCCUCAAGCUCUUCCCACGGAGUGGGGCUCUCAGCGACACCUGGCAGACGGCUGGGCGAUGCUCGUUGUCAGUCUGGCAGGCACUGGUUUCCGGAGGGCUCCAAGCGCUCUGUGCGUAUCCGCAUUUGUUUGCGUGAUGCCCGGAGCACAGUUGGCGCCGGUCCCAGUUAAUGGAUGAAGAAACUGAGGCUCUGGGGAUUCGCACGGUGAACCGGGAGGCAGGGGCACGGCUGGCAGUGAACUCGGGUGUCCAGAACUGCGUUUUGUCUUGAAGAGAUGUGCAGGGUGCGUGUGUGUUAGGGAAUGCCUGAGGUCGCGUACGGAGGAGAACGAGGAUGAGAAGGAGCAAGGAUUGAAUGGGGGUGGGGUCCUCAGUAUCCACCUGCCCAAGAACAGUCCCUGCCUGGGGCCCUUUCUGCUCGGAGCUCCCUCCCGCGGGGAGGUCACAGGCAUUUUCUCCAAAGCGACCUCUUGGCCCAGGCCCCACAGCAAGGCCCGGCGCUCUACCUCAGCCCAGCAGACCCUGAUGGCUGCAUGGGGCCGGGUCGCAGGAGCCCUCCCCUCCUGCCGGUUCCCGGCUCCUCCCUCGGGCUGCUUUACGGCUGGCAUAUGGAAACUGUUUCUAUUUACCCAGCGCCGCCAGGAUGUCGCUGCACACUGCGCUCCAGCGGACCCAAGCCUCGGGUUCCCUGCAGGGCGGUUCAGAGGCUGCGUGCGAGGCGGCCAGCUGUUUGGCAGGGAGCGUCUGGGCCUGUUACAUCAGCGCGGAGGAGGCGGUGCCAUCUGUGCGGACAGCUCGUCCUGGUUGCCGGCCUGUCCUCUGUACGGGGCUGCUCUCCCGCUUUGAGUCAGAGUGUUUUGUUGCUCUUGUUUGGUUCUCCCGUGCCUGUCCCUCCGAUGGAGGCAGCUAUGCCAUCCGCGACUCCCAGGCCCCCAGUCUGAGCUCAGGGACCGAGAGCUCCCCCUCGAGCACCACCAGACACAACUGGGAGAUGAAUUAUCAAGAGGCAGCAAUCUACCUCCAGGAAGGCGAGAAUAACGACAAGUUCUUCACCCACCCCAAGGAUGCCAGAGCGCUGGCGGCCUACCUCUUCGCACACAACCACCUCUUCUACCUGAUGGAGCUGUCCACGGCCCUGCUCCUGCUGCUGCUCUCCCUGUGCGAGGCCCCAGCCGUCCCCGCGCUCCGGCUGGGCAUUUACGUCCACGCGACCCUGGAGCUGUUCGCCCUGAUGGUGGUGGUGUUCGAACUCUGCAUGAAGUUGCGGUGGCUGGGCCUCCAUACCUUCAUCCGGCACAAACGGACCAUGGUCAAGACCUCCGUGCUGGUGGUGCAGUUCAUCGAGGCCAUCGUGGUGUUGGUACGGCAGACGUCACACAUGCGGGUGACCCGGGCGCUGCGCUGCAUCUUUCUGGUGGACUGUCGGUACUGCGGCGGUGUCCGGCGGAACCUGCGGCAGAUCUUCCAGUCGCUGCCGCCCUUCAUGGACAUCCUCCUGCUGCUGCUCUUCUUCAUGAUCAUUUUCGCCAUCCUUGGUUUCUACUUGUUCUCCCCUAAUCCUUCAGAUCCUUACUUCAGCACCCUGGAGAACAGCAUCGUCAGUCUCUUCGUCCUUCUGACCACGGCCAACUUCCCAGAUGUGAUGAUGCCGUCCUACUCCCGGAACCCCUGGUCCUGUGUCUUCUUCAUCGUGUACCUCUCCAUCGAGCUGUACUUCAUCAUGAACCUGCUUCUGGCCGUGGUGUUCGACACCUUCAAUGACAUCGAGAAACGCAAGUUCAAGUCUUUGCUGCUGCAUAAGCGGACCGCUAUCCAGCAUGCCUACCGCCUGCUCGUCAGCCAGCGGAAGCCCGCUGGCAUCUCCUACAGGCAGUUUGAAGGCCUGAUGCGUUUCUACAAGCCCCGGAUGAGUGCCGGGGAGCGCUAUCUCACUUUCAAGGCGCUGAAUCAGAGCAACACACCUCUGCUCAGCCUCAAGGACUUUUAUGAUAUCUACGAAGUCGCUGCCUUGAAGUGGAAGGCCAAGAGCAACAGAGAGCACUGGUUCGAUGCGCUCCCUAGGACGGCCUUCCUCAUCUUCAAAGGAAUUAAUAUCCUUGUGAAGUCCAAGGCCUUCCAGUAUUUCAUGUACUUGGUGGUGGCAGUCAACGGGGUCUGGAUCCUCGUGGAGACCUUCAUGUUGAAAGGCGGGAACUUCUUCUCCAAGCACGUGCCCUGGAGUUACGUCGUCUUUCUGACUAUCUACGCCGUGGAGCUGUUCCUGAAAGUGGCUGGCCUGGGCCCCGUCGAGUACCUCUCCUCCGGAUGGAAUCUGUUCGACUUCUCCGUCACGGCGCUCGCCUUCCUGGGACUGCUGGCUCUGGCCUUCAACAUGGAGCCCUUUUACUUCAUAGUGGUCCUGCGGCCCCUGCAGCUGCUGAGGCUGUUUAAGUUGAAGAAGCGCUACCGUAACGUGCUGGACACCAUGUUCGAGCUGCUGCCCCGGAUGGCCAGCCUGGGCCUCACCCUGCUCAUCUUCUACUACUCGUUCGCCAUCGUGGGCAUGGAGUUCUUCUGUGGGAUCCUCUACCCCAACUGCUGCAAUACGAGUACAGUGGCAGACGCCUACCGCUGGCUCAGUCACACCCAGGGCAACAGCACCGCCGUGGAAGAGGGUUACUACUAUCUCAACAACUUUGACAACAUCCUCAACAGCUUUGUGACCUUGUUCGAACUCACAGUUGUCAACAACUGGUACAUCAUCAUGGAAGGCGUCACCUCUCAGACCUCCCACUGGAGCCGCCUCUACUUCAUGACCUUUUACAUUGUGACCAUGGUGGUGAUGACUAUCAUCGUCGCCUUCAUCCUUGAGGCCUUCGUCUUCCGAAUGAACUACAGCCGCAAGAACCAGGACUCGGAAGUGGACGGCGGCAUCACCCUUGAGAAGGAAAUCUCCCGAGACGAGCUGGUUGCUGUCCUGGAGCUCUACCGGGAGGCACGGGCAGCCACCUCGGACAUCACCCAGCUGCUCAAGAUCCUCUCCCAGAUAGAGCGGCACGAGCAAAAUGCUGUGGUGUUUCUGGGACGGAGAUCAAGGACCAAAAGCGAUCUGAGCCUGAAGAUGUACCAAGAGGAGAUUAAGGAGUGGUACGAGGAGCACGCCCGGAAGCAGGAGGAACAGCAGCCACAGCUGAGCGGCAGCGGCGGCCCCGCCACCCAGCAGCCCCCAGGCAGCCGCCUGCGCUCUCAGACCGUCACCUAACCUGCGCUCACAGAAGCCAUCUCUUCUAUGCAAUAACACAAUAGUAUUAUUUUACUACGAUGUAUCGAAAUAACGUGUGUGUAUAUAUAUACACGUUCAUAUAUAUGCACAUAUUUAUACAGAGAAAAAGGAAGAGACAGACAGACGAUGGGGUUUGGUUGUAACCACCUUGCCCCGUCUUCCUUAACCCCAGAAGUCAGCUUGGUUUGGGGGGGUCAGGCCAGUAGGAGUCUUCCUGACAUGGGAAGUUCCAGAAGGCCCCUCCACAAGAAGACCACUUGAAUAGAUUCCGCCCCUCUCUGCAGGGCCAGCCUUGAAGCGGCCAGCCCUCCCUGGGCCAGAUCCGCACCGUCUUGCCUGUGCCGCUUUCAGACCUGCAUCCCAGCUGACGGCUCCCCUGUGAGCGCUCCCUGCGGCCCGGGCCACGGGGUCUCCGUGUCUUGCUUUAGGGACAAAACCACUUAGGAAGGAAAGAAGCCCCUUCCUGGGGGCAGUAUUUAUAUGCAUAUGAUAGCGCACUAGAACAUCUCCUCAGGGAGCCAGAGCAUAGGCCUGAUCGGAGGAGUGACCAAGGGGUGCGAUUAUCCCGUGUGGUCAGAUCUCAGCGAGCCUGCGCUGGGCAGCGAGAUUGCGCUGACAGCUUCGUGUCCCGCCCUGCCAGCCUUCGCUCCCUCACUUUGGUUUCAGCCCUCGUGGCUGACGAUCUUCUGAAAUGGCCUCCUUUGGAAUUGGGGCCGGGCGGGAGGCACGCAGGCGAGAGGCUGGCCGAUGGCUGCCGCCCAGACCACAUCCUGGAAUGGGCUUUCUCCACUAAUCCCUUUUCCUUGGGUCAUCCUGCUCACGCAAAAAGACGAUUUGGUCAAUUUGGGAUUCUGCUAAAGACAAAGCAGGUCCUUCACCAGUGCAUUAGGUUCCGCUGUUGGGAGCGGGAGCAAAGAGCAGACGCUCACUGUGGGGUGUCACAGCCCUGUGGCUGACCGCUGUCGGUCCACGUGGUCAUCUCCCCCCUCACCUUGGGCAGUCGCCCUCCGUGGACUCGACUGAGGCAGGAGAGGGCACUCAGCUCACCCCAAGGUCCCACUGGCGGGAGUGGUUGGUACCUGAGGUCCCUUGGCACCUUGGGGAGUUCUCUGGGAUAGAGCAUUGUCCAGGCAGGACCCACAGUGAAUCCAGAGCAGGCCGUCAGGGCUGGUGGCCCUGGUGAGUGGCGUUGGUGGCAGCAGAGCAACGUCAGGGCAGAGGAGCUCUGGCUCGGCUCUCCUGGGUUGCAGACCCUGCAUGGUGUGUGGGGCAGAGUGGGAGGGGGAGCGGCCCCCACUGGGCAUCCUGGCCCAUCCCAGCUUUCUGCUGCCUCCCUGCCCCCCGGGACAGGAAGGUGGGCUAGCAGAGGCUCCCCCAGCCACAUCCUCCUCCCAGCAGGACAGGGCCUGAUCCCAGGGGUGCCGUCCCCCACUCCCCGCUCUGCACCCCUGGCUGUCCCCAAGGCCACACCUUCUUGGUGCAGCCCCCGGGACACUGCACAGCUCUGCCUGCACCAGGGAGAAGUGGGCAUUUCUGUUUGUAAAGCACAGCCCUUUGGGGGAAACAGUGAAUCACUGGGAUUCCCACAGGUGGGCAAUCAGGAGGUGACGUUGUCCUCUUUGUCUCUGGAGGGCCACCGGCAACUCAGGGCACCGAGCCCCAGGCUGGAACCCUGUCCCCUCUCCAGAGAAGGAACUUUAUCUGCAUAAUUGGGUGCCUUUAGCUUUUGUGUAUUGAAACGGGCAUUUUUGAAGCAGGAGUCAAGGGGCAGCCUUUAAAGGGGGCAUGAGUCCUCUGACCUGAGCGUCUGGGCCUCCUUCUAGUCCCUUCCCCUGUCCUCAGGAAGCUGAGCCCCCACCAUGUGACGGCUGGUGCCAGGAAGGGUGCAGCCCUCCAGCCCUGUCCUGAGAAAGGCCCUGGUUUCAGCCAGGACGGGACGAACGCAAAGCGGUAACAGUGCUGGUGGGCCAGACUUCAGCCAGCGGGGGUGCCCUUGUCACUGAGCUAAGGACAGCUGUCUCUCUGGGUCACCAUGACUGCCUCAAGUUGACGCUCAACCUUGCACAUAGGCCCUUCGAGCAGGGAGUGGGUGUCACCCAGGGCUGUGAGCUCUGAGGGACCCGGGACAUCUCCAGCUCAGAUGCCCUCUCACCUCCCGUGUCACAGCUGAGUGAGACCAAGGUGAGACUCGCCGACGUGCCCUGGGUCACCCAGCCUGUCGGUGGCCGUGAUGGCACUGUGCCCCUGCCCCGCUUUGGGGGGACGCCAUCUGGCCCCUCCUCCUCGCUUCCCUCCCCCAGCCCAGCCUUACUCCACACCACGCGACAAUCAUUUUGUACGGAUAGCGGGAGGAACGCUGUAAGGUUUUGUAAGUUGGUGAUUUCUUACCUAGAAAACCCACUGUGUCUCUGAUUUCUGGCAUAUUAAUAAAAGAGCCUCUGCUUUGUAAA
Molecule: messenger RNA, 6597 nt
Organism: Equus quagga
Lineage: Eukaryota; Metazoa; Chordata; Mammalia; Perissodactyla; Equidae
Gene: TPCN1
Product: two pore segment channel 1
Exons: 27
Coding region: 1529-4126 (865 amino acids)
Biological process (GO): transmembrane transport; monoatomic ion transport
Cellular component (GO): lysosomal membrane; endosome membrane
Molecular function (GO): monoatomic ion channel activity; voltage-gated channel activity
Source: RefSeq, a predicted model, not a curated record